Varroa destructor (honeybee mite) is the source of this 3513-nucleotide messenger RNA. It is a transcript of the gene Naam, whose product is annotated as Nicotinamide amidase. The record is from RefSeq and is a predicted model, not a curated record. Lineage: Eukaryota; Metazoa; Arthropoda; Arachnida; Mesostigmata; Varroidae.
AUAACAGGUGCUCAACUCACGAUUCGUUUCCUUAUGAUCUGAAUAUAAUUUUUUAUAUGGUGCCUAUAGAAAAGUAGCUUCUAGCCAUUUUCUAGCAUCUGAUUAAUUCAGACAUACAUUUUUACAUUAAUAAUGGCAUAGGUUUAAUUUUGCUUGAUUCCCAAUGUUUUUUACGGUCCAAGAUGACACGACCCGAUGAAUCGCACAAGUGAAAAUUAGGACAGUGGUUGCAAGCUACAAUCAAUUUGUACAGAACUCUGCUAUUCAACAGGAAAUGUUUUGGUGAUUGUUUGUUGAGGCUUCAGAUUUUAGUCGAUCAACAGGCUUGAGACGUAUUAUAUUCUUAACUGGCUUCGUAAAAAGUUCAGCUUACCAAAAUGCUACCUUUGUGGAAACUACCAGCGUUAUCUUGGCACUGGACAGUUCAUUUGUUCACUGACAGUUUGUCAUUGUGGUAGGCCCAACUUUUUUAAACUGGCUUACUUUUAGAUUAACAACAACAGGGACGGGUCGAAAAUUUCUGCUACGAGCCCUCAGCGAUGAACUUCUAAUUUUCUCGUACAGCUGUGAUCGUCGCAGAAGUUCCCUUUAAUAAUUUGCUUUUGGCCUAGUUGACAAACGACGGUUAAUUGUGGCUUUACGAAAAUCUGGAUAGCUUAUUGGCUCUUGAUACCGAAGCGCGCACUAGUGGCGGACGUUUUAUGAAUUUUUGUUGAGGAAAAUUUGAAGAUUACGUUGACAAAAGUCGAAAUUAGUUCAACGCUUCCAUUUUAUGCAAUUAAACUUAUAUGCUCAAUGCAUAAAUGAAGAGAUCCAACCCACAGUCAGUUAUUAUAUAUGCAUAUGAAAAUCAGCAGCUGUUUGCACGCUAUAAAUAUUUUACUUCGCGGCUAUAUCGUCUACUGGUGUGAUUAUCGUUCGCAUAUUACAAACCUGUAGGAAAACUGAGCCUCGGUGGAUGCUUUUCAAGCUGCUCGUAAGGAAGCGGACACGACUUGGUCUCUUGGCGCCAGUUUAGCGGGUCGAAGAACUCAAAUGUAUGGUUAUUGCAGUCGGAUUUCGAGUCAGUCAGUUUGAGCCAAACUUGUUCACGGCGAUGAAACAGCCAUUCGCGCCGAUGCAGCUCCCUUGAAGCGGUCAGUUGCAUGACGCUGCCACCACACGUAUAGAAGAGAAAGAAUAACGUGUCUUCGGUCAGGCUAGUGUUCAUCGCAAUUCGAACAUUGAGCUGAUCUUACCCUUCCUCGCCUUUGUUCGACUGAGCGAACACAUUAUGUGACAAACAGGAGCCGAAAGGCCCGACGAUUGGUUCUCUGGCCGAAGUCCUUGCUUGAAUCAGCUGACACAUUAAUCGGAAGACCUGAUAUGCGAGACAGAAUUGACCCCAUCGCUUUCUUUGUUAACGUGCAAUAUGCGUCAGAUUGUACCAUACCUGUUCCAACCAAAACGUUCACUUUGUCGGAAUAACCCAUUUCUCUGGGCUAUUCAUCAGGAAGGCUAGCGAGCUUUGCCAUUGUAUGAGACCGGCGUGGUGAACCUUCCAGUACCGGUAACUGCCCGUUUCAAGUAGUAAGAAGAUGUCCCAGACAGGGUUAAGUGUGUCUGCAAAGGCACAACGGAUGACAUCAUAUCACCUAGGGCUUGCCGUCUUGCUCGGUGCACAAAUAAUGCUAUUUUGCAUCUACAGUACUGAGACGCCGGUAGACAAUGUCUAAAUCACCCAAAUAAUACCGUUGUCGGUUAAUGGAGUUAAGGGCUGACUCAUCGGUUUAGGUGAGAUGACUUACGUGAGGGCCGUAUUCUGCUACGAUGGGAGCCUGUUUGCCCACCGCGUUUGAAUGUGCCGCCGCAAGCGAGGCACUACUCUGGUAUACCGAACCGCUUCUACAACUGAUCUGUUCUCGCCGACAACGAUACUUCGAAGUUCCUGUACUUGAUUGGCUGGCUGAUCUGACGACAUGGAGGUGUUCAGAAAGAUUCCGGGAGUAGAGAACGGUUCGUUAAGUCUCAAAGCGUUCACGGAUUUUAUUCGAAAUACGUUCCCUGGAUGCGAUGCCGAUCCACACUUCGAGAAGAAGGUAUUGAUGAUUUUCAAAAGGUUCUCGAUGUCCGAUCCAGACGUGAUGGUUCAGACCGACUUCACAAAACUGUAUGACUACUUUCUGCGUCGGUGCAUGCAUCCGAAGUGUGCCCUGAUUAUCGUGGACUUCCAAAACGAUUUUGUCGAUGGCUCAUUAUCUUUGAAGAGGUGUCCCCGAGGCGAAAAUCCUGAGGUCCUGAUCCCCGGCCUUAACAAGAUGGUGGACCUUUUUGACGUCGUUGUGUACACAUACGAUUGGCAUCCAGAAAACCAUAUAUCUUUCUUGGAAUGCUUCAAAAAAAGAAAGCUUCAUAGCACAUGCACUGAAAAAGCAAGCGAUGUAACCCCUGGCACGAUGCUGGUGUUCGACGUCGAUGGACGGCCGGUCAAACAACAAAUGUGGCCUCGCCAUUGCAUUCAAAACACAAAAGGAGCAGAGCUACAUAAGGGCCUGAAAGUGAAACCGGACUCGAUAAUCAUCCAUAAAGGUGAAGAGGUCGAUGUGGAUUCAUAUUCGGCAUUUUGGGAUAAUUUACGAAUUUCAAAAACGAGUCUCGUGGUCGACUUGCGCAGCAAACAGGUAAACCACGUGUACAUCGCCGGUAUUGCAUACGACGCCUGUGUAUUAUGGACGGCAAUGGACGCAAUGUCGGAAGGGUUUAUGACUACCCUUAUUCGCGACUUAACGUGUUCCAUUGCAAACGAAACGACUGCCGAGGCUGACGCCCGUCUAAAAAAGGCUAACUGCCCACUAAUCUUCAGUCACGAUAUCACGAAGGAAUCGCUCAAUGGUCCUGUAUCAUGGGAAAUUGUUUGGCAGCUGGCCGCAAAAGAAAUCUGAUAUUGUUUAUCAAUAGGAUGAUCUCGCAAGAUUGUUUCGUGCGCCAAGACCAUGGUUGACCUAGACAUCUCUAAGUGGAUUUUAUCUUCAGCUAUAACAGCUCUGUAGGAUUGGCUGGUACGAAGCCGUACCAUUCAUUUGUAAGCACAGGUUUCGUGUCAGCGAGCGACAUCUCGACUACUUAAAAGCUGCUAUUAACACAUUGUUAGUUGAGCCCACGGAACAAAUAAAUGGAAAACAAUAUUUGAACAAAUAUCCGCUGACCGUUGACGUCAAUCCAAUGAAAUUUCUGAAUGUGUUCGUGAAGACCUGACUCGCGUGAUAUCAGGAAAGACUUCAUUCAUUCCAGUAUUCCGAUUAUCAGAAGGUUGUUAACUCAGAUAUACUAGGUCAGACACAACAAGUACUAAGUCCACUAAGGGGAGCAAAUCCGAUAUGAUACUCGCACAAAUGAUACAAAUGGAUUACUAAAAGUGAGAUAAGAUACCUACUGUCUGCGUAUAUUAUAUACACAUAUCUAUACUUUAGUGAAGAUUAAAGUGGUGAAUAAGUGUUGUAAUAGACAAAUAUGAUCGAAUAAAUGAAAGGUUUA